This is a messenger RNA of Salvelinus sp. IW2-2015, 2875 nucleotides long. RefSeq names its product tropomyosin alpha-3 chain. Gene Ontology annotation, biological process: muscle contraction; actin filament organization. Gene Ontology annotation, cellular component: actin filament. NCBI's taxonomy places the organism in Eukaryota, Metazoa, Chordata, Actinopteri, Salmoniformes, Salmonidae. Gene Ontology annotation, molecular function: actin filament binding. The record is from RefSeq and is a predicted model, not a curated record.
GGGCGGAGUAGACCGGAAGUGUGCUGUCUGCUGAAAUAAGGAAGAGAAGGAGCCAACCGUCUUCUUUGCACAGAUUUCCUCCAAAUUCUUAGCAAUUUGCUUAUUCAUUUUCAAUAGACAACUGGAACAACCGUCCAUACAUUUAGCUUAAAAGGAAAAUCCUACUUGUAUUCAUCUUGUUGGAACUGCCUUUCGAACCUAUAACAUAACAUUUACUUUAGCCGCUAGCUAGCUAACGACGCUGUCUGUCCAUCGACACAUCGAGGUGAAAACUUUGGUUUACAGUUUUUAGGCUAGUCUAAUUGAUUCAUUCGGCAUAGUUAUCAAUCGAACUACUUGGGAGUUACAUUUUUAUGCACAUUACAUUUGUCUGUCGGUAAGAAUUAAUCUAGACUAUAAACACUUCCUACAGUGUUGAGUAACGUUAGAUUGAAAGAAACGAAGCUCUGUUCUAAUUUCCAGUUUGGACUCGUUGGCGGGGCGUUGGUUUGUCUGUUCGGGAAAACAUCGCAUCGGGAACGACGUUUGCCAGCUUGCAACCAAUCCAACUGGAACGACUAACGUUAGUAUCCUGCACGAGCUAGUUAUUAGAAACGCGUUUUCAAUCUUUGUAAAUUAGCUAGCAAACUAAAUCAACGUCAGAAAAUGGCCAAUAGCAUCGAGGCAGUGAAGCGAAAAAUUAAAGUUUUGCAGCAACAAGCGGAUGAAGCCGAGGAAAGAGCUGAGACUUUGCAAAGACAGGUUGAAGAGGAGAAGCGGUCAAGGGAACAGGCUGAGGCUGAGGUGGCCUCUCUGAACAGGCGUAUCCAGCUGGUUGAGGAGGAGUUGGACAGGGCCCAGGAGAGACUGGCCACCGCUCUGCAGAAACUGGAGGAGGCAGAGAAAGCUGCAGAUGAGAGCGAGAGGGGUAUGAAGGUGAUUGAGAACAGGGCCUCCAAGGAUGAGGAGAAGAUGGAGAUGCAGGAGAUCCAGCUGAAGGAGGCCAAGCACAUUGCUGAGGAGGCCGACCGCAAGUAUGAGGAGGUGGCUCGUAAGCUGGUGAUCAUUGAGGGUGAUCUGGAGCGUACAGAGGAGAGGGCGGAGCUGGCCGAGGGCAAAUGCGCCGAGUUGGAGGAGGAGCUGAAAAAUGUCAGCAAUAACUUAAAGUCCCUGGAAGCCCAAGCUGAGAAGUACUCCCAGAAAGAGGACAAGUACGAGGAGGAGAUCAAGAUCCUGACUGACAAACUCAAAGAGGCUGAAACCCGUGCUGAGUUUGCUGAGAGAUCAGUGGCCAAACUGGAAAAGACCAUUGAUGACCUGGAAGAUGAGCUCUAUGCACAGAAAUUGAAGUACAAAGCCAUUAGUGAGGAGUUGGACCAUGCCCUCAAUGACAUGACCUCCAUAUGCGCUAGCCAAUGCCAAGGAGGAGAAUGUCAACAUUCACGCCACCCUGGACAAGACCCUGGAGGACCUUAACAGCUUCUGAGUGGCUACUGGAGCUGCGGCAUGGCCCCUCCACCACCACCUCUUACUGCUCCACCCCCUCACCUCUGGCCCCGUCUCUGUCUGUGCUGGCUGACUGUUUAGCAGGGGGGUGGGGGGGGUUAAUUGUUUUUGGUGAAGGUAGCACUUUCUUCAGUCCACACCUAGCCAAACGUUUCUCCCCAGUAGACCAAWUGGCUGACCGCCUCUCCCACAUUCCACCCCAGUAUCUGCAGAUGCUCACCUGAUAAGCAUCCCCUUUUUUUUGUAGCCUCUUCAUAGCAUUCUUUUUAGUCUUAAAAGGGCAACAUUUACUCAAGCACCCACAUCUUAAGUGUUUCACAGGUUUCUAAUAUUCACAUUCCAGCUUAGGUGUGUGAAUUGUGUGUUUGAGGCCAUUCCUAUGAUCUUUCUUUGGAUGCUAGCUGUUUAGCCAUAAGCGUUUAAAUACAAUGAGGCGCUUCUCUCCUGUUCUGAUAAGAACCCUUGUUAAGGGGAUAUUUGGUGUCCACUGGGACACAUGAAGGUGGCGAGGGUAAAAACUCUUACCUACUUAUGUCUCCCUUUUGGAAUGGGACCACCAUUUGAUCAUUAACUCUCCCUCUGUUAUCCCCAUCUGAACCACUUGCCCGACCAACAUAUCGCCUCAAACUCUUGUCCCCCUCUAACCACUCACCUUCUGCUGGAACAUCCUUACACAAGCACUGCUUUUCUACUGUGCCAAUGCCCAGAGGGUCCACAACUGUGCUACCUUUUUGUCAAGGAUUUUGUGUUCAUUUACAAUUAUGGGCUGGGGGAUUAACAUGUUUUUCUUAUAAGGGAGAAGUGUUUUGUUUAGUUGCAUGACAUUUGUGUAUUUGUUUUUUAUCUGAAGUCAUUUUCCAAAAAGGGCCAUUGUCACAAGUUACUGUAAACUGAAUGUUUUUCCCCCAGUUAACUUCCCCCUUCAAGAUCAGGAAAUGUGAAUGAGUUGUAGGUCAUUGAAGGGAUAUAAAUGUCAUAUAGCUUCAGACAGAAUUGAAUGCAGAUAUUCUAGCCAAUUGCAGCCUUAGUUCUUUAAACUAAUUGUUAUUUUUCCCGAUAAGAUGUGGGGGAGGGGAGUGAUCAGCCAAUCACUACGCAUUCCAUUGCCAAAAUGGAAGCAUAGGGGCCAAUAAAUAUGGAGAAGGGACACAAGGUUAUUAUCUAAACUUAUCAGUAUAGACUAUUAAACAAUUAUUUUUUUCUGCAAAUGAAGUGAACUGCAAACCGUAUAAAAUUAUAGAAAUAAAAAGUAAAAUAUUGCAUCAAGUUUAACUGGAAAUUUUCACUCGACGCUAAGGGUGUAAACAGUAAUGUUUUCAUUGUAAUAAUCAUGACACACAAAUGGACACAAUUUAAAGAAAAUAAAGAACCACGAUUUGUAUUGACAUUC